Molecule: messenger RNA, 5754 nt
Organism: Miniopterus natalensis
Lineage: Eukaryota; Metazoa; Chordata; Mammalia; Chiroptera; Miniopteridae
Source: RefSeq, a predicted model, not a curated record
UUGGAAUUAACCACACUUUUUAGUUUAACUUUAAACAUAUACUACAAUUAACAGAACUACUAUUCUGAAUGUCACAUUAAUAAAUACUGUAAACCAUAAUAAUUUUACACAACUCAUAGGUAUUGGUGAAUUUUCUCAUGCCUUUAACUCUAUCAUGUCUUGUUUUCAGCUCUUCUAAUAUCAGUAGUCUUUCAACAUUUAUUUUUUUGUUAACCCAAGUAUAAUAUUGACUGUUUGCAUUUGAAUACAAAGAAGACAUCUGUUGUAUUAAUCCAAAGUGCUGAAGAACUCAGGGUAAUGGAUGGAAGUAACGAGGUAGAUGCUGGAUUAAUAAAAAGAAUGUUCCAAAAAUUAGAGUUUUAUUUUUGAGAAGAGCAGCUUCUUCAUGACACAGUGAGUUAUUGGAGGUGUUUGAACAUAGGCAGAAAAGCCUAGUAGUGAGUAGGAAAACAUAGUGAGGGACUCCUACCUAGAGAGGGGAGAAAUAGACCAAAGACCUUUAAGGUCUCAUCUAACACUAAGAUUCUAUGGCUAAUGAAUACUUAACUUUUACAUAUUUGAUACUGAAGAGGUAAUCAAGAGUUUUGAAAAAGACUUCACUUUCCUUAAGGUGGCUCCUAAAAUUUGUAAACAUAUAUCCCUAGAAUAAAAUGGGAGUAGAACUAUACUGAAUUUAGUAGUCACAUGGUACCAAUGACCUACAGUAUUGGAGCUGUUUCUCUUUACAUUUAGAAUCUCUGAACCCCCCCCCUCCAAACGUCACUGGACCCACUUUUAUAAAGAUGGGAAAGAGAAAAAUGUAGAGGGAGGUUUUUUCUCCCUCUAUACCAUAAUGCCACUAAAAAUUAGUAAAAUUAAUACACAGUAUUAAUAAACUAAAGAUCACUUGUCAUUAAUACCCAUUUCAAGUACUUCUCAGACCUCGUUUUUCCUGACAAUUUCAGAAUUCAUUCAGUAGUUUAAGAGGCUGUGAUCCCCAGCUUUUUAUCACAGUUGGGACUUUUAUUGAUGGUUUAACUGAAGAAUCAAAGAUUAAAUGGGCCUAAGCAAGCAAAUUAUUCCUGUACCUUACAUUUUUGACAACACUUUAAAAUUUUCCUUUUGGUAACAAGCUACAGAAAUUUCAUAUAUUAGCUUUCGUAUUUAAAUGGAAAAUCCUUUAUCAUCAUGGUAUUAUAAAGCCUGAGUUUCUACCUUGAGGCCCCUUAUUAUUUUUAUCUUUACCCACCUCAAGUCUAUGCACAUCCACUGUUCUUUGCCUUUAGCUGUAUCCAUCAAACAUCUAAAGUGAAAAUUAUGUGACUGUGAACUGACUUUAAAAAGCCAUUUUUAUUUCAAGUCCUAAGGAUUAAGGUAAUUCAACAGGGUAACUUAAAAACUAUAUAUCUAUGCUAAAAUAUUUAUUCCCCCAAGGAAUCCUGAAAUACACUUUUAUAUAAGUAUUCUAAAAAAUAAAAUGAAAAUACUGUACAGUACAGUUUAUGGUAAAACUUGUUUGUAGAUUUGGGAACCUUAAAGUUUUCCUUUCUCUUCUUUCCCUUGCUUUUCUUUCAGUAGAAAAUGUGCAUCAGAUGUUUAUGUUUAAUUGGUUUACAGACUGUCUGUGGACUCUUUUCCUGUCAAAUUACCAGCCAUCUGUUGAGUCUUCAAGUCCAGGAGGUUCAGCAACAUCAGAUGACCAUGAAUUUGAUCCAUCAGCUGACAUGUUGGUUCAUGAUUUUGAUGAUGAACGAACAUUAGAAGAAGAAGAAAUGAUGGAAGGAGAAACAAACUUCAGUUCUGAAAUAGAGGAUCUUGCAAGGGAAGGCGACAUGCCAAUUCAUGAACUUCUCAGCCUUUAUGGUUAUGAUAGUACUAGCCGACUACCUGAAGAAGAUGAGGAAGAGGAGGAAGAGGAAGAAGAAGGUGAAGAUGAUGAAGAUGCUGAUAAUGAUGAUAAUAGUGGCUGUAGUGGAGAAAAUAAAGAAGAGAAUAUAAAGGAUUCAUCAGGUCAAGAGGAUGAAACUCAGUCUUCCAAUGAUGAUCCAUCACAAUCUGUUGCUUCUCAAGAUGCGCAGGAAAUAAUCCGCCCACGUCGAUGUAAAUAUUUUGAUACAAAUAGCGAAAUAGAAGAAGAAUCUGAAGAAGAUGAAGAUUAUAUUCCAUCAGAAGACUGGAAAAAGGAGAUUAUGGUGGGCUCCAUGUUUCAAGCAGAGAUUCCAGUUGGCAUUUGUAGAUACAAAGAAAAUGAAAAAGUAUAUGAAAACGAUGAUCAGCUUCUGUGGGACCCUGAGUACCUACCGGAAGAUAAAGUGAUUGUAUUUCUUAAGGAUGCAUCUAGAAGAACAGGUGAUGAGAAAGGUGUAGAAGCAAUUCCUGAAGGAUCGCACAUAAAAGACAAUGAACAGGCAUUAUAUGAAUUGGUUAAAUGCAGUUUUGACACAGAAGAAGCAUUGAGAAGAUUAAGAUUUAAUGUAAAAGCAGCUAGAGAGGAAUUAUCUGUUUGGACAGAAGAAGAGUGUAGAAAUUUUGAACAAGGACUGAAGGCCUAUGGAAAGGAUUUUCAUUUGAUUCAGGCUAAUAAAGUUCGAACAAGGUCAGUUGGUGAAUGUGUAGCAUUCUAUUAUAUGUGGAAAAAAUCUGAACGUUACGAUUUCUUUGCUCAGCAAACACGAUUUGGAAAAAAGAAAUACAAUCUUCAUCCUGGUGUAACGGAUUACAUGGAUCGGCUUCUAGAUGAAAGUGAAAGUGCUGCCUCUAGUCGAGCACCAUCUCCUCCCCCAACUGCCUCGAACAGUAGUAAUAGCCAGUCUGAGAAAGAAGAUGGCUCUAUAAGUAAUAGUAAUCAAAAUGGGGUGUCAUCUAAUGGACCAGGUGAAAUGUUAAACAAAGAAGAAGUAAAAGUUGAAGGGUUACACGUUAAUGGACCAACAGGUGGAAAUAAGAAACCACUUCAUGCAGAUAUGGAUAGUAAUGGUUAUGAAACAGAUAACCUUACCACUGACCCAAAACUUGCCCAUAUUGAUGAAAAAAGUGAGAGACCUGCCAAAAGGCGAAGGGUAAACAGCAAUGGAAAAGAAAGUCCAGGUUCUUCUGAAUUUUUCCAAGAAACAAUCUCACAUGGAAAAUUUGAAGAACUUGAAAACACAGAUGACUGAAUUUUAGAUUUAAAAUACUUUCUUUGGAGUAAAUCCUGGUAUGACUAAAAUUUUCAGGGUUGAUGGGUUACCUUAAAAACUUGAUUUCCUAGAAGCAAUUCGUUAGAAUUUGAAAACUGAAUUGCGUCCUAACUUCAGUAAAUAAGAUUUCGUAAUUCUGCCUUUUGCAGAAUUUUUAUUUUAAAACUAUAAAGACCCAUUUAAGGAUAAAACAGAUAGUUUAGUAAAUUUGAAUGAACUGAAGAUGUACAUGUACCUUUUCAUUGGAUAUAUUAAUCCUAAAGUUUUACUACAAGGUACUUUUUGCUUAAUUUUGAUGGCAGAGAAGAAAAAACGAAUUUUCUGCUUAACAGCAAUUUUUUUUAGUUUAUUGAAAUCUUUCAGACAUUUUUCUCUAUAUACAAGUUGAGUUAUCAUUAUUAAGGAAACCCCUCUGAAUCCUGAAAGUUAUGCUAGCAUGAUUUUUUAUAUAUAGAAGUUUAAAAAUAAACCAAGUCAGGUUUGUAUAUGUAAAAUUGUUGACAUCAAUGAUGUCUUUCCAUAUUCUUAUCUGGGCUUAAGAAAUACAUUCUGUAUUUUUCCAGAUUCUUUGUAGCCUUUGAAAGAUUUUUACAGUACAUAUGUCUUGACUGAGCUGUCCUUUCUUAAUACAAAAGCUUGUAUAAUUUUCUUAAACUUGUACAGUUGGUAAACUUUUAUGAGAGGAAUUGAUAUUCUGAGUCUGUCAGCUUUCAUUUUAUUUUGCUAUGGUUUUUCUAAUGAAUUUUUAAGUGUUUGUGUAGUAACUGAGUCAUGUUUCUUAUCCAGGUGGUAAAAGCAUUCAUGAAGGAUUGUGAAAUUUUUUCCCCAAAUUUUUACUUAUGGGCAAAUAGUGUGAGAAUUCUGAAAUUAAGCAUGAUACUUAGAUUGCAUAGUUUGUUUGUAUUUGCUAUAAUUUUCAAAAUUAUUUUUGAAGCAAGACAAAAGUUUGUUAGCUUAAAUGCUUAAUUGUAUCAUGCUGACCAGAAUCCUGUUCAUUUAUUUUUAUAUGCAUUAUGAAAUUUCCCACUUUUGCAUUAAAUAAACUGGGGAAAAGGUCAAGUGAUAUUUAGGUAAUUGGCACACACAAGGAGUUGGCAGGCAACAAUAUUGAUUUUUAAGAGGAAAAGUGAUGAAGUUAGAAAAGUUUUUGGACUUUUCCAGUUACAUCUUAGUUUUCCAGAUUUGAUAAGUGUAUUUCCAAAAUGAAAUUAAGAUAUACAGUGACUAUUGCUCUGUGAUUACAAAUAGGAUCAUCCAUUUGCAUAACCUUGCAAGAGUGCCAUUUUAUUUUUAGUGCAAAAUUCUUGUUAAAAAAUGUAGUUUUAUACAGCUGAUAGACCAACCUAUAUCCAAACUUUUAUAAAAGAUUGUUAACUAUUGUUUUUCACAUAGGCGUACCCCAAAUGCUUCUACCAAUUCAUCCCUUUCAGCCAUCAGUUCAAGAAGAGCUGAUGCCUUUUAAAAAUAAAUCUGUGAUCAUCUUUUUAAUGGCUCAACUGUCUAAUGCAAUUGAGUAGAGGUUUGCACUGAGAUAUGGUUUAGGCCUUACUCCCAUGAAGUAUUACUGUUAACAUAUGUUCAGACUGCUUCGCUCCACCAGUGUGAACAAGUCUCUUCCUCCCCUCCCCCCAAACAGUGUUAAAAGCCACUUUACAACACUUGACUGACUUCAUAUAAUGUACAUUCACUGUUACAUACAUAUCCAAGUAAAUCCAAGUUUUGGGUGGAAGUGUUGAGAAGCAUGAAUUUCUUUUUUUUGGUUUUUGUUUUGUUUUGUUGUACCUAGAACAUUAAUUUAUCCAGAAUGGCAGCUUUAACAUGGUUGCAAUCCAUUUUCUAAAUCAGAUUUUAUUAAAACAUCCAGAGUAUCCUAGCUCUUUGUUAAAGACAAUAGAAAUGUUUCAAACAAAUAGUAAUAUACUUUUUAAGUUGUUGCAAUAUUUGAGAUACCAUUUUCACCUUUUAUGAAAGAUGCAUUUUGUUUGCAGGUUUGUGAAGUUCUUGAAUAUGGCACAUGUAUACAUGUUAGGAAAUCUUAAUCUUAUCUUUUUAAAGUAUGCCUAAUGAAAGACAUUCCACUAUUAUAAUACAUAAUGCUCAGCUUUUCAUAAAGAAAUAUUUAAUUAUAUUUUGUGUUUAUACAGGUAUUUCACACAGUACUUUGCUCUUCAUAAUGCAACCAUUAUAACUUGAUAAGUCAUUGCACUAUAAAAUUUUUAGUACUAUCAUGAAUCUAAUUUGCUUAAUAUUUAGUACAUUUCAUAACUCUUGAACUCCUGACAAAUUGCAUUGGGAAAAGAAGUCUUUGUUAAAGCUACUUAGUCUCUCCCACCUCCAGCAAAGCACUAUUAUUUUCAUUUGGAAUGGUGUUCUGUUUAUGAUGUGUUUUCAAAUAGAGUUCAGAAUCUGCAACUCAGUUCAACAUAAAUCUGUUGAGCUUUAAAAUGUAUUUGAAAUAAUAUUUAAAUGGGCAUUUAAAAUUAUGAGUUAGAUGUUUUUAAAUUUAUGCAUAGUAAUUUUGCACUGUAAAAUAAUUCCCUUCUCCCAUUCCGCCUGCCAUUCUGAAUAUGCUUAUUAAAAUAUUUUUUUAAACAUA